AAACAACGUGGAUGGUUUGAACUCAUUGGUCGACUACGUAAACUGUUUCCUUUUCUUUGGCCACAAGAAACUUACUUGCGCUUUUUAGUUGUGGUUUGCUUUACUCUGCUUAUUCUUGGUCGUGUUGUUAAUAUCCUUGUUCCCGAAACCUACAAGCGUUUGGUCAAUGCACUUACUCUUUCAACAGAAUCUCACAACUUUAUCCCUGAUGGUCUUGCAAACCAAGUCUCUGAUCAUCCAUACUUUGCAUGGGGACUGGUUCUGCUUUAUACAUUUUUCAGAUUUUUACAAGGAAACGUGGGUCUGUUAAUGUCCCUUCAAUCACUUUUAUGGAUUCCUGUUGGGCAAUCUACAUCCCGUCAAACAAGUGUAAAGAUGCUUGCUCAUCUUCACUCUUUAUCCUUACAAUUUCACAUUUCUCGAAAAACUGGCGAUCUUUUACGAGUCGUAGAUCGUGGCACAACCUCAAUCAGCUCACUUCUCUCUUACAUCAUUUUCAACAUUUUCCCUGUCUUUGUCGAUAUCGGUCUUGCUGUUAUUUACUUUGCUUUUACAUUUGAAAUGUCUAUUGCCAUCAUUGUCUUGGUAACCAUGGUACUGUAUAUUGCUGUCACCAUCUGGAUCACAGAAUGGCGAACUCAGUUUCGUCGUGAAAUGAAUGAUUUGGAUGGUGCAUCGCGUGCUCGCGCUGUCGACUCUCUUCUCAACUUUGAAACCGUCAAAUACUUUGGCAACGAAGCAUGGGAAGUCAAUGAAUACGAUCAAGCAAUCAGAAUGUAUCAAAAUGCAGACUGGAGAUCCAAUGCCAGUCUCAAUCUACUCAACACUGCACAAAAUAUCGUCAUUACUUUGGGUUUGUUUGCUGGCUUGAUGGUCUGUGCUGGCAGAGUGGUUGAUGGUGCAUUGAGUGUAGGUGAUUUUGUUGCAUUCAUUGCAUACCUGCUUCAACUCUAUCAACCCUUGAACUGGUUUGGAACCUACUACCGUGUCAUUCAGCAAAACUUUAUCGAUAUGGAAAAAAUGCUCGAAUUGUUUGAUAUUGAUCAGGCUGUCGAAGACUCUGCUAAUGCUACUGUGUUGGAUGUUUCACAUGGAGGUGCUGUUGAAUUCAAAAACGUCUCGUAUGCAUACACUGCAGAUACUCCAAUUCUUAACAAUGUGUCGUUUUCCGUUCCAUUUGGAAAAACUGUUGCUCUUGUUGGUCCUUCUGGAGGUGGAAAGAGCACCGUUCUUCGCCUGUUGUUUAGAUUCGAUGAUGUAAAACAAGGAUCUAUCUGCAUUGAUGGUCAAGAUAUUCGCCAUGUCACUCAAGUCUCACUUCGUCAGCAAAUCGGUGUUGUUCCUCAGGAUACGGUGCUCUUUAAUGACACGAUUUUGUACAAUAUUCGAUAUGGAAAAAUUGAUGCGACAGAUGAAGAGGUGUUUGCAGCCGCCAAAGCCGCUCAAAUUCACGAUCGCAUCUUGUCUUUUCCCAAAGGGUAUGACACCAAGGUCGGUGAACGAGGUUUGCGACUCAGUGGUGGAGAAAAACAACGUGUGGCCAUUGCUCGUACGAUGCUUAAACACCCAUGCAUUAUGCUACUGGAUGAAGCCACUUCGGCACUAGACAACCAAACUGAAAGACAGGUUCAAGAAUCGUUACAUCUUCUUCGAUCACAAGGAAAAAUGACAAUGUUAGUCGUUGCACAUCGACUUAGCACCAUUGUAGACGCAGAUCAGAUUCUGGUGAUCAAAAAUGGGCAAGUGGUUGAACGUGGUACACAUGAAGAAUUGAUU
Molecule: messenger RNA, 1776 nt
Organism: Batrachochytrium dendrobatidis JAM81
Lineage: Eukaryota; Fungi; Chytridiomycota; Chytridiomycetes; Rhizophydiales
Exons: 5
Biological process (GO): transmembrane transport
Cellular component (GO): vacuolar membrane
Molecular function (GO): ABC-type transporter activity; ATP hydrolysis activity; ATP binding
Source: RefSeq, a predicted model, not a curated record